Wasmannia auropunctata (little fire ant) is the source of this 347-nucleotide messenger RNA. RefSeq names its product fatty acid synthase-like. Gene Ontology annotation, molecular function: fatty acid synthase activity; 3-oxoacyl-[acyl-carrier-protein] synthase activity. Gene Ontology annotation, biological process: fatty acid biosynthetic process. Lineage: Eukaryota; Metazoa; Arthropoda; Insecta; Hymenoptera; Formicidae. The transcript has 3 exons. The coding region runs from base 54 to 329 and encodes 91 amino acids. The record is from RefSeq and is a predicted model, not a curated record.
AUUAGUUAGGAGGUCACAAUAUUAUUGGAUGUAGCAAAUCUACACUGGCAAACAUGAUUUCAUACCAUUUUGAUCUGAAAGGACCAUCAUAUGUUGUCGAUACAGCAUGCAGUUCUAGCCUUUAUGCCUUGGCCAUUGGUUAUGAUUUUAUUAUGUCGGGCAUAUGCGACGACGCAAUAAUUGGAUCUGCAAAUUUCUUAAUACGCAAUAAAAUUAAAGGAACACUUCUCAUAUCCACGAAAAGUAAAGUAUUGUUUCACUCAGCGGUUGUUGCAGACCUUUUGAUAUUGCUGCAAAUGGUUAUGUGCGUAGCGAAACGGUGUCAGUGAUAUAUCUUCAAAAAAUGA